AUGAAUCGUGUUCUCACCAAAUUUCGUUACAAUGUCAAGUGGACAGUCUCAUCGUUCACGAAUGCAUCAUUGUUGGCCGUGCAUGAAUUCAUUGAAAAUGUUGUCUACUGUUUAAUAAUAAUAAUCAAACAAAUGUUGUUAAACGAUAGUGGUGUUUACAAAGUAUUAAAUAAUAGGUAUUUGUUAAAGACUAUAUUACAAUGGGUACGAUCGAAUCAUUCAAGACAACAACUCGAGUCUUAUCGAUACCAUGAACUAAACAACUUGCUGUGGAUACUCGUCAAUGGCUAUGAAGGACUAUUAAAGAUGAUCUUUGAUCGAGGUGAAUUUGAACAGAUGCUACGUGUGUCACAAGAAGCUGUUAGGAUGUUCUUUACCAAACUCAAAGAUCGUCAAUUGCUACUGUCCAUCUACCACCGAUACACCAUACUAUUUUGUUGGGAUGAUACAAUAGAGUAUGCUUGUAAAAGAGGUGAUUUGGAGAUUGUUGACAUGUUGAUCAAACAAACCAACCCUCUCGUAUUACCUGUUAGUCCUCGAUCACUAGAUACCGCCAUUCAAUCAAACUCUAUUGAAUUGACAAAGUAUAUUGAUAAAUGGUUUAAAAUUAAUUCCUCUUCUUCCUCUUCAAUGACCAAGACACUAGUAUCAAUCAAUUGUCAAACAUCUAAAAAGGAAAUAAUAGAAUAUUUAUUUCAAAAUAAUAAUAAUAAUAAUAAUAAUAAUAAUAAUAAUAUAAAGAAGAAGAUGAAGAGAAUGUUUAGUGGACGUGGUGGUGGUGAUGGUGAUGGUGGUAGUGAUAGGUCUAUCAAUAUGGAUCCAUUACUUGUACACCCAAUAUUGAUUGAUUGGGUAUUAAAGAAUUAUACAAAUUGUAAAUGGACGUAUACAUCUAGCAGAGUUAUAUCUCGCAUUAUCAAAGAGAUAGAUAAUACUUGUUCAAGAUCAAAAGAUGCGUUUGAAUGCAAACAAUACUUGUCAAAUAGCAAUAUACCAUUUAAAGAUAUAUUCCAAUCACUUCAACAAAUCAUUGCAUGUCAAUUGGUAAAUAUAGGUACAACUAUAACUACAACUAUUCAAGAAAUAGAAGAAAGAAUGUGUACAACUGUUGACAAGGAAAAUGAUCCAAUCUACUAUCCAAUGUUGAUUAUUUUGGCAUUGGACAAUUGUAGAACAAUUCUACAACUGUUCCUCAGAUACUUGAUAAAGACUGAUCAUCCAUUCUUGUAUACUUUGGCCAAUGAAAAUAGAGACUUUGUAUUGUGUCCUAUUAGCUAUGCAGUGCCAGAUGACGUUACUUUGACCGUCGAUCAAGCCAAUCUCAUUUACUGCCAAAUAUUCUCAAGUCAAUCGGCCAUUCUCAUUGACAGUCCAGAAAUAUUUGACAUUCUCCAAGAUAACAUUGGUUUAGAUCAAGAUCAAAAAGAUAUGUGGAUAGUAGGUCAAAUAUUUCCAAUUGCAGUUGAUCAUUGUUACUUUGGUCUUGUUAGACACUUGGCACGUGAAAUGCAAACAACUAGACCCUACAGAUGGAAUUUUAGUAUUAGAAAAGAUAAAUCAAUUCAAGAAUGUAUAGACAUGUCAAUAUUGUUAAACGAGGUUGGUAUCUAUGCCACAUUUAUUCAAAGAUCGAUCAUAACAAAUACAACGCAUCCAACUAUACAUUUGACAGAAUAUAUAUUAAAGUGUCUAUCACAUAGUUCAACAUCCAUAUCAUAUGCUCUACCAUUACUAUUUUAUUCUCAGUCCUCUGAUUAUCUAAUCAAAUCAUAUUUAGAUCAAACUAAAGUAUUGGUUGAUUUGGACAAUAUUAUUAUGAGUCAAGAGUUGGCAGAUUUCUUGACAAGGUAUAGACAAGAUACUUUAAUAUCCAUUCUAAGUGGAGAAAUAUAUUCUCUACAUGGUCAUCGUAUUUCAAUUGGUUGGAAAUCUAUAAAACUUUUAUUAAAGAGUAUAUAUUACAUGUACCUGAAUCAAGAUAGGAAUAAUCCAACUCCAAUACAUGAAAUUGUAAGUUUGGUUUCAGAGUUUGGUCAUCAUUCUGAUUUCAUUCAACGUAUCAUUACAUUAUACACUACAAUUGACAGGAACCAAUUUACACAAAUGCAAAGAAUAGCUUGUUCAAAUGGUAACAAGAAUAUUCUUGUUUAUCUAAUUGAACAAACAGAGUUUAAUGUAAAUACUGGAUUUUUACAAGUCACUCGUACAUCCAAACAACAAUCAAAUUAUCAAUUACACCAAUCUCCCAACCAACUAACAGCAGACAAUGAAACUCAAUCACUCAAUUCAUUUCAUUUUGCAGUGUUCCGACACCAUCUCAAUGUCAUACAGUAUAUCUAUGAUUCAAAAUAUUUAAUCAAACAUUCUACCAAUAUUGUAACCAUUAAAAAACAUCUACUUGAUUCGUGUAUGACUGAAACAACCAAAAACUAUAUAAAUAAUUUAUAA
Messenger RNA from Cavenderia fasciculata, 2448 nucleotides. RefSeq lists its product as uncharacterized. The transcript is spliced from 4 exons. Bases 1 to 2448 code for a protein of 815 amino acids. Lineage: Eukaryota; Evosea; Eumycetozoa; Acytosteliales; Cavenderiaceae. The record is from RefSeq and is a predicted model, not a curated record.